AUGCCGCGGCGUCGUCUACUGCUGCUGCAGUUGAUACGUCCCCUGUCGCUGCCACGCGGGGGCGCACCUGCUGCGCGUGUCCACUCCGUGUGCGCACCGACGAUCGCGCGCGCGUUCGCCUGCGCCAGUCGCUCCCCCGCGACGUCCACUGGUCGCAGCAAAAGCGCUCGGAGCCAACUGGUGCUCGCGUUGCGCACGUUCUACGCCCUCGAAGCGCACUUUGCAGUGCCGUUCAGCUUUGUCGUGCCGCCGACCGACGAGUGGCCACUGGAGGUGCACGAGAUGCCGCUGGGCGCAAAGGUCCAUCGGUUCAUGCAGUCGCUCAAGACCGACGCGACGGCAGUGGCUCUGUCCGAGCCAAAGAACAAGCCAACGCUCAAGCAGAUGCAAGAGCUGCAGGCCAUGGGCUUCCCCUUGGCCUCGUGGCACGAGUACCAGUUCCAACAAGUGUGUCUGCCGGCCUUGACGACCUACGCAGCGCUCUAUGGCCACCUGUUUGUGCCGCAGAAGUUUGUCGUGCCACCCCGAUCCAACGAGGCCGCGGCGUUGUGGCCGCGUGCGACACAUGGGUACAAAUUGGGCCUUGCAGUUGCCAAGAUGAGGAAACAAGCGCAGCAGGACAAGCAGCAAAGGAGAGAGCGCAAGGACAAGAAGCUGCGGUUGGGCAGUCCGGCGUUGCCGCCCUUGCCAAAGCACCAGGUGGAUGCACUGAACGAGCUCGGGUUCGUGUGGAGAGUUGGAGAUACCAAGUGGCAUACGUUCUUUCUGCCCGGUUUGAGGCGGUACCGGGAGCUGUACGGCCAUGUAGACGUACCGCUGACGUUUACGAUCCCGUCUCACGACAAGGACCCGAGGUGGCCGGAUGAACUCAAGGGAUACAAGCUCGGACGCCAGGUGGUCAUGGUGCGUGCAGGGGGCUAUGCAACGCAAGUUCGAGAUAGCAGGAAGGAGUUGGAGGAUCUGGGAUUCUCGUUUCGACUCAGUGACAAGGCGUGGGCCGAAAGCAUCUUUCCUGCGCUUGUAGUCUUCUCCGAGCAGUAUGGCCACUGCAAUGUAGGGCAGGAUUUUGUCGUGCCUUCGAAGGAGCCUUGGCCUCAGGACUCAUGGGGAAUGAAGCUGGGGAACACGGUGAAAAACAUGCGACGCGGCGCAUUUGAUGCUCAAGUACACGCAUUCCGAAAAGAGCUCGACGCUCUAGGUUUUGUCUGGAAUGCGUGCCACCGCGUCGAGAAGACCGUCCGCAGUGUGGUCAUUCCGGCACUGACCACGUACCGGAGACUCCACGGCAACGACGCUCUUGUGACGACGGACUUUAUCGUACCCGACCGCGACCCUAACUGGCCGGUCCCCACGCGGGGCUUCAAACUUGGCCAAUGGAUCACACGAGUACGCUCGGGCAAAGUUGCACUGUCGCCUCAAUUGCGUGCAGAGCUGGAUGACGUUGGCUUUGUUUGGCAUGCUAACGAUCAGCGUUGGCACGAUAUUAUCCUACCAGCUUUCCAAGCGUAUGCGAGUCUGCACGGUGGUACUUGUGCUUCGAUGAGCACAAGGUAUUUCGUGCCGCCUGAAGCGCCGUACCCACGCGCAGCCUGGGGCGUGAAUUUAGGUGGCGCUCUGUGGCACAUUCGCAAUGGCGACUCGUACGUGAACUGCGAAGACAAGCGGCAACAAAUGCGUGAGCUUGGCAUUCUGGUUGAUGGUGAUGCGGCAUAA
Molecule: messenger RNA, 1713 nt
Organism: Hyaloperonospora brassicae
Lineage: Eukaryota; Oomycota; Peronosporomycetes; Peronosporales; Peronosporaceae
Source: the annotation of a GenBank genome assembly